Messenger RNA from Grammomys surdaster, 1821 nucleotides. It is a transcript of the gene Trmo, whose product is annotated as tRNA methyltransferase O. The record is from RefSeq and is a predicted model, not a curated record. NCBI's taxonomy places the organism in Eukaryota, Metazoa, Chordata, Mammalia, Rodentia, Muridae. The coding region runs from base 19 to 1059 and encodes 346 amino acids. The transcript is spliced from 5 exons.
AUUCAGCGGCCUGUAGCCAUGCGCGGCUUGGAGAAGCAGGGUCUGUGUGCUACAGCGGCCCCAUGUGGGUGUGCUCAGCCGGCCCUGGAGACAGGGAAUCUUUUUACUGAGCCAAUAGGGUACUUGGAAUCAUGCUUCUCAGCCAAGAUUGGCACUCCAAGGCAGCCAUCCAUUUGUAGCUACUCCAGAGCCUGUUUGAAGAUCAGAAAGAGCAUCUUUAAUAAUCCUGAACAUUCCUUGAUGGGCCUAGAACAGUUUUCUCAUGUUUGGAUUUUGUUUGUUUUUCACAAAAACGGCCAUUUGAACUACAAGGCAAAAGUGCAGCCACCCAGGCUGAAUGGGGCAAAGACUGGGGUGUUCUCCACACGGAGCCCUCAUCGCCCUAACGCAAUAGGACUGACGCUGGCCAAGCUGGAGAAGGUGGAAGGUGGAGCUGUAUACCUAUCUGGGAUUGAUAUGAUACACGGCACACCUGUGCUAGACAUAAAGCCCUACAUUGCUGACUACGACUCACCACAGAACUUCAGUGUACAGAAUAGCCACUAUAAGCUGAGGGCUGCGGCCCAGUCUGGUGGCACAGCUAAUGGUUGUGACCAGCAGCUGCUCUCAGGGUGUGGGGAAGCACAGCCUUGCCAUAGCACUGAGGAGAAACCUAAAUGCCUUGAAGAUAGGACCUCAGAAGAAAACUCCCAGGAGUCUAGAGUCAUGAGAGAAAUCCAGCACACUUCGCCAGAGGACAGAGAGAGAGCGGUGGAUUUGGCACUGGAACCAGGCAGAGGUGAGAGCAUGGAUACGUCGGAAGAUCAGCUUGGUCCACAGGAGCUGAAGUGCUUUCUGGAAGAAGGCAUAGACAGACCAAGGAAAAUGGAAGGUGCCUUGGUCCUGCGGAGGAGCAGUGCAGAAACACAGUGGGAUGCUUCCUGCCAUGCCAGGACAGCUGACAGAGUGCCCUGCAGUGUUGUCCCCAGCUGGGUGAAGGAGGCUCCUGUAGCCCCUUUACGAGUCCGGUUUACUCCUCAUGCAGAGACGGAGCUGAGGAAGCUCAGUUCAGGUCGGUGAUGCAAGCUCCUUCAGGAGAAAGUCCUGGCUGCUGAGAUGGACCUUGAGCUGUUGGGGCUGGGAGUGCCUGACUCAUGCUUCCUAGCCCAUGCCAGCAUCUCAGAGGGAAGCGAUGCCAUCUUCUCCACGGCUUCCUCUACUCGCCCCCUGAAGGCAGGCGUCUCCUCUCCAGUCCUCCCCCUUCCUUUGACUGCACAUCACUCUCUGGAGGAUCUCAGCCACACCUCUGACUCCAACCCUCACCCCUGUGAAUCUCAAACUGUUUCCAUCCUUGACUUCAUUCCUGAGCUCCUCCUCACCCACAGAGCCAUCCAGGAACCCAGUCUCUUCUCUACUUCUCAAACAUGGCGUAUCCGGAAGGGCACUGUUUAUUCUGCCUUCAGAUUGGACACUGCUCUUGGUUCCAACUGAGUUUGUUUCUAUGUAUGUCCAAGCCUCCACGUGCCCCCUCAAGGUGCAGCUUUUUGGCCUUUCUUAUUCUAACUCCAUCGUAGUCAAUUCUGCUGUUUAUGCAUUGGCCGCUAAUAUCUGGUCACGUGACUGACCUCCUUUUCUGGUACAUCCCUCUUCUCCAAACUCUGUAUCCCUCACUGCCACUGAAAAGAUGGGGAUACUGCCUCCACCAGCUGGUCAUUCCCUUAGGAACAAGUGGAAAGCGUAAAAAGACAGAUACUACCCAGUGUGGGCAAGCACACAGGGUAAUCCAAUCCCUGGUGCCGGUUCCGCUAGGUGUGCGGAAGGGCAAAACAACUCUGGAAAACU